AUGCUGACCUCGGGGAACGAUGGACGCAAGCUUGCAUGGGUGCUAGCGUUUUUCAAAGCUUAACCACUCGACCACUAGGAAGGCAACACUGCCUAAAAGGACGGUUUUGGAAGUAUCUCGUCGGGGUCUGUCCUUAGACGUGUUGUUUGGUCGGCGCACCCUCCUAGUUCCGGAGUAAGAAAACUCGCUAACCAACACCCCUGUGCGGAGACCCGCUUCCUUACGGAACGCUAUGGACUACUGCUGUGCAGUCGCAGCAAGAUGUUGAGGGAAGGUAGGGAAGUCUUGUUUUGUGGUGGCGAAUCGCCUGUAUUCGUUAUAUAGACUAUAUGCACCAUCCAUGAUCGCAGCAGCCGUGAAAAUGUGACCUCUUUUUUGUCCUGGUUGCUUUUGUACAGACAGCACUUCAGACAGCAGUAUGCUGUAGUCGGCAAUCUUCCGUUUUGGUAUAGAGUGGGACAGGGAGGGGGUGAUGCUACUGUAGUCGAACGGUGGGACGGACGUGCAGUUCAGUUUUUGGGCACGCAUACGGUGCUGCAGGGAUUUUUAGGUGUACCUCUUCGGGCUCUUGGAUACCUUGUUCUCGUUACAUAUGUGCGUGUUCUUUAGAUCCU
Messenger RNA from Ectocarpus sp. CCAP 1310/34, 614 nucleotides. Lineage: Eukaryota; Phaeophyceae; Ectocarpales; Ectocarpaceae. The record is from the annotation of a GenBank genome assembly.